Molecule: messenger RNA, 1731 nt
Organism: Nyctereutes procyonoides (raccoon dog)
Lineage: Eukaryota; Metazoa; Chordata; Mammalia; Carnivora; Canidae
Gene: DNMT3L
Product: DNA methyltransferase 3 like
Exons: 12
Coding region: 1-1296 (431 amino acids)
Biological process (GO): negative regulation of transcription by RNA polymerase II
Cellular component (GO): nucleus
Molecular function (GO): DNA (cytosine-5-)-methyltransferase activity, acting on CpG substrates; enzyme activator activity; DNA binding
Source: RefSeq, a predicted model, not a curated record
AUGGCCCUGUCCCCCCGGGGAACCCUGGACCGCUCAGCCCUUGCCCCGCCGGCAGAGGAGCCCUGGCCUGAGACCUAUGAAAUCCGGCGCCAGGGUUCCCGGCAGAGGCCCACUGGCCCAUCUCCCCCCCGUGCACGCCCCUCUCCCGGUGCGGGUCCCCUGGUGGCCGUCCCAGUCCUGGAGCCCGAGGCAGAGCAGAGCGCGGACAUCAUCCUGGUGGGCUCCAGCAAGCCGGCGCCCGGUGUCGGUGCAUAUGACGUCCAGGUGGACCGGAGAGACAUAGAAGGCAUGUGCAUCUGCUGCGGGAGCCUCCAGGUGCACACGCAGCACCCCCUGUUUGAGGGGGGGAUGUGCGCUCCGUGCAAGGACAAGUUUCUGGACUGCCUGUUCCUGUACGACGACGACGGCUGCCAGUCCUACUGCUCCAUCUGCUGCUCCAGGGACACGCUGCUCAUCUGCAAAAACCCGGACUGCACCCGAUGCUACUGCUUCAAGUGUGUGGACACCCUGGUGGCCCCCGGGACGUCGGGGAGAGUUCAGGCCAUGAGCAACUGGCUGUGCUUUCUGUGCCUGCCCUUCAGGCGCAGCGGGCUCCUGCAGAGGCGCAGGCAGUGGCGGGGCUGGCUCAAGGCCUUCUGCGACCGGGAAUUGGAGACUCCCCUGGAGACCUAUGAAACGGUGCCCGUGUGGAAGCGAGAGCCGGUCCGGGUGCUGUCCCUCUUUGGGGACAUCAGGACAGAGCUCGUGAGUUUGGGCUUCUUGGAGGGUGGUUCCAACCCGGCAGGACUGAAGCACUUGGAUGAUGUCACGGAUGUCGUGAGGAGGGAUGUGGAGGGAUGGGGCCCGUUCAACCUGGUGUAUGGCUCGACACCCGCCCUGGGCCACGCCUGUGACCAUCCUCCGGCCUGGUACCUGUUCCAGUAUCACCGCGUCCUGCAGUACGCGAGGCCCCGGCCGGCCUGCCCGCAGCCCUUCUUCUGGAUGUUCGUGGACAACCUGGUGCUGACGCGAGAGGAACAGACCGUGGCCACUCGCUUCCUGGAGGCCGACCCCGUGACCAUCCAGGACGUCUGUGGCCAAGCCGUGCGGGACGCCGUGCACGUGUGGAGCAACAUCCCCGCCGUGAAAAGCAGACACUCAGCCUUGGCCUCCCGAGAGGAACUGUCCCUGCUGGUGCACAACAGGCAGAGGACAAAGCCGCCCCUCCAGGGCCCAGCCAAGCUGGUGAAGAACUGCUUUCUCCCCCUGAGAGAAUAUUUCAAGUAUUUUUCAACAGAACUCACUUCCGCUUUAUAAAUGAUAUAUUUUACCGAGGAGGGAAAAAAAAAAGACUUUUCCUAGAAGCGGGGAACUUACGUUGUUUCUUUUUUCCUUUCCAAAUUGUUAUUUUAUUUGCUUGACCUUGGAUUUCCCAAGAUUGCUACAGACACAUCUUUCCUUUGGGUGUGGUGAGGCAGGGCCUCUGCCCCGCGGUGCCCUUUGUUGGAGGGCGUGAGGCUCCCAGCACCCAGCCAUGGACACGAGCCUCAUGUUGGGAAGCAGAUUUGCCACUGAAAAUGUUUCUUGUGUGCUGGUUGAGAAGUUAAAAAUAUAUUUAUUGUGGUCGUCACUGGUCAUCUUCUCGUGUUUCUGUGCGCGUUGCAGAGCUGGUUUCAAGUGACACGGAAUGAAUCCUAGAGAGAUCUUUCUAGGAUUUUUUUUUUUAGCCAGAAAAUCCCCCAAGUGACGUAG